CGCCUGCAGGGGGCGCUGUGGGCCGCCAUGCCGCCCCCGGUAAACAUGGCGGUGUAAACGCGACCAGAAAGCGGAGCUCCGGACAGAUACCUCUCAGCGGGAACAUUUCCAGCCGUGUGAGAAGCACCGACGGCCGGAUUCAAUCGGUCCGGUGACCCCCGCCGUGUCUCUCCCUGACUGGGAUUCGAUCCCGAGUGAUCAAAUCCGAAGCGUCCGCUCGGAGUUAGUAGCGAGUUUUUUCAGACGUCGCCACGGAGGAGGGAGCCUCUGACUGACGCGGGGCUGUUGAAUCAGUCAGUCACAGACUCCCAAAAAAAGGGAGGAAACACUGAGCAGCAAAGCUCCACACAUGAGGAGGCAUCUGACAGAACCUGCACAGCCCAAGAACACACACAGAGCAUAUGGAUCCCAUUGACUCUGGACAAGGGCAAGAGAAGCCGGCAGAUUUAACUACCAGCUCAAGAGGACGACUACGAAAGAAAAACUCUAAAUAUUUGGAUUAUGAAACUGAUGGUCCGUCUGAUGUGCGAAAGUCCCAACAAAUACCACGAAGAACGAGGUCAGGAGGAGGAAGAGAAGCGCCUUCUAAAAAGUCUCCGGCAAAGAGGGGCAAAGCUAAGAACGGCAAACGACAGACCGAAGAUGCUGAAGAAGAAGAAGCUAUCGUCAAAACCCCUCAAGAGUCUGAUGGGAAGACCUCCGAGGAAACUCCUAAAAAGGCGACGAGAGCCAAGAAGACCCCGGCCAAAAAGACUCCUGCCAAGAAAACUCCCCCCAAAAGAACGCCGGCCAAAAAAACUCCCAACACCAAUGGGGAGGGUGGAGCUGUAGAAACUGUGCAGCAGGAAAAUGGGACGCCAAAGCCAAAGAGACGGUACGUGAGGAAGCAGCCUGCAAAGGAACCUGUUGAAGAACCACCGUGUGAGGCGGUUGAAUCCGAGGAGGAGACCACGCUGGGUGGGCGCCGCAGGAGAGGUGCUGCUAAAGCGGCGUUGAAGUACCUCCACAUUUUGGCAAAAGAAGCGCUCAGUCAUACCAGUGAUGAUUCCGGCUCCCAUCCAGGGGGCAACAGUGAUAAAACCCACGGACACUCAGUCACGGGGCGGAAAGGUCUCAAAGGGCGCAAAGGCCAAAAGAGGAAAUGCUGUGACAGUGAUGCAGAAGAAGACGAGGACUUUGUUCCAGAUGUUGAAGAAGAGGAUGAGGAGGAGGAGGUUGAGGCGAUGGAAGAGGAGGCAGAAAACUCAGACUCUGACUCUGGACCAGGUGGAAGAAGUCCAGCGUCUUAUCACUUCGUCAAGACUCACACAGGCCCAAAUCCCAAAACCCCCAACGGGCUCACCACCAACAUCAUGAAAACAGUUUGGGAAGCCACAAAUACGACCAAGAAAUUCCGGGAGGAGCACUACAGCAGCUGGGUGUUCCCAGAUUGGGUCCCCUCCACCAGUGCCUGGAACCUCGUACCACCAAGUGAUUUGGAGAAAUACCUGCCUCAGGAGCUUCAGUCGGCUGCUUUCAAAGUGUCCAGAGAAGGCCUCAGUAAGGAGGAGACGCCUCUGCAAAGACUCAGCAGGUUCUCAGCGGUACCCGCUCACCCGGAUCGCUGGGACAUGCUGCUGAAUGCGGGUGGACCAGUCUGGGCUAUGGAGUGGUGUCCCACGCCUGAUGGUGCUCCGGCAUCCCAGUACGUCGCUCUGGCCUGCCAUCGAGGGAUGGAAGACCAACACUGCGUCAACAAGACGCACAGCGGAGCUGGACUCGUUCAGCUGUGGGACCUGGGCGCGCUGGAGUACAACAGCAGACCGGAAUCUACACCAGCCUUGGCCUAUGGCUUGGCCCAGGACAAAGGCUUCAUCUGGCAUCUGAAGUGGUGUCCUGCAGGAGGCUGGGAGCUCCCCAGCUGUGGCAGAAAGGCUCCGUUCCUGCCCAGACUGGGUCUUCUGGCAGUCGCCGCCUCCACCGGUGUGGUCACCAUUUACAGCCUGCCCCACCCAGACGCUCUGCACUCCAGCAAUGGGCAAACUGAAAAGGCCAGUCAACAGUUGCCGAUUUACCAGGCAGAAGGAGUAUUAACACUGAAGCUGGGCUCCUUUAAAGCCCCUCGCCAUGAAAAGAGCGGACAAGUCCUGUCUAUGGACUGGUUGCCUGCAAAACCUCACAAUAUAAUGGCUAUUGGAUUUUAUGACGGUAUAGUAGGUCUGUGGGAUCUGUCCACAAAGUCGGUGCUGUUGCGAGUGCAAGAGUCGGAGUCCCUCAGCCUGCUGCCCUAUCGGUGCUUUCUAGCUCACGACAACGCCGUCCGGGCCCUUUCCUUCUGCCCCGCCUCCAGAUUCUUGUUGGUGACAGCAGGAGAGGACCGCUAUGUGAAGACGUGGGAUCUGAGGAGGCUCUACGAUCCAAUCACAGUCCAGAAACGCUACCUGACCAAUGAGAUCUACUGGCCCCUGAACGCACCAGGCCUCCUGUUCGCCCAGGAGAACGCCUACGCAGCGUAUGGUUCACAGGGAGUUCAUUACUUUGACCAUCACUUACGCGCCAUCUUUGCAAUUCCUCGGACUGGCACUCUUUGGUCCAUAUCGUACACCGAGUGGUUGAACAGUGUGGUGACGGCGGACACCCUCGGGGACGUCAUCCUCGCCCUCCUACCUCAGAUAGGCGUCAUCCCUCAGUACAUCAAACGCACGUUAGAGAGGCGCUUUCCCGUCUACCUCACAGCUCUGGUGCCUCACGAUACAACCGAAGAAGACAAUCAAGAGACGGGAGGAGUCGAGGAGGAGGAGGAAGCGGAGGAGGAGGGAGAUGCUGUCGAAGAGCAGGAAGGAGGAGAGAAUGAAGGACCGGAUGCUGGAGCGGAAGGAGGGAAUGAGAACGAUAAUGAAAACGGAAGAGACGGAGGAAAAGCGAGAAAAGAAGAUGAAUGUCCUUCACUGCAGACGUACAAAGAGGCCGUGAAGAGAAACUUGCUCCAUCACAGAGACAGCGACAUGCGGACUUUUGUAAGGAGCGAGAAGAGACCUGUGUGGAAACGCAUGAAAGACACGGAGUUGAAGACAAAGCUGAGCAUGGAUGACAUGCCAUUGGCUGCUCUACACAAGGUGCGAUUCAACCCGAACCUGUGCUGCCAUACCUGGUUGGUGUCCGGGGGCCAGUCGGGGCUGGUCAGAAUAAACUGUCUGAGGGCCAUGAUCAGCUCCCAGGCCAAGACGAUCAUAAGUGAGAACCAGGCCCAGUUCAAUGCACUGUACUCUCCAAAAGACCAGGAGGAGCUAUAGCAAGAGUUCAGCACCUGAAGGUGGAUCACAAACACACAUGCCUGGAAAAGAGUAUUUUUAAGAAAUAAUGAAACUAAUAUUCCCUCAGCACAUAUAGUAUUCAUCUGCUGUUUUUCAACUGGGUUUAAUCCCGUUUCAAAUGUCCAAAAGGACAGCGGUGUUCUCAAAAUUCUGCCUGAAAGUGUCCCAGGUCGAUGGAGAACCACGGGUAAGAGUUUCCACCUCCAGAAACCAUUUUACUUCCCACCAAAUGUCUCAGAGAUGCACUUUUUUUCGCACCAAACUUUUAUCAACAGCAGCUGGCAGUUAAGUGCCUCCCUAAACGUUAGCAUUUUCCACCUAAUUAAUAUUGAUUCCAAGUAGGGUUUUCUGUUGCUACAGUUUCUCUUAUUUGGCAUACAAAUUGCAAACAUGGCAGUGAAUCCAUUUUUGAAAACAGUCCAAGUAAUAGAAAUGUAAAUUAUCUAUUAUAUAAUCAACCACUCUCAGGAAAAAUAAUGAAUACCUCCAGCUAUUUUAAAUUGAUAUUAACAACAACAAUAAAAGUCUUUGUUUUGCUGAAAUCUAGUGGUUAAAGUUGUCAACUACGAUGUAGAAGUGUACUUCAAAUUGUGUAAGUACACUGUGACAUCACUGUAGGGUGUAGUUAAAGGUGCAACAGGCUUAUUUAUAAUUAAAAAAAAAGUGAAUUCUUUUAAAAUUCUAACAGUAUGCAUUCUAUUUUUUCCACUUCUUUCAGGGUAAUGCAAAGUAGCCAUGACUCAUAAUUAUUUUAUACGUCACUAGGUGGGGCAGAAAUGCAAACAAAUUGUGUGAACAGGAUUCACACAGUUGUGUGAGGGACUUGGGUGCAAAAUGCCGGAAUCUGGGUAAACUUUUUCCUUGUGCAUUAUUUUAGCAAAGUUUAGAUAUUUUUAAUCCGUAAAACAUUCCACUGCAGUUUUUGUUAAUUUGUGUCUUCAGAUUUGUUGGCCUUACUAGCAAUAGCGUGUAGCAACGAGGAUAGCAGCACCUCGGUCGGUUGAUCAGUCCAGCACAACACAACAGAUGUCAUAUGUUUUUGUCCAGAGUACAACAAUCAUUACGUGUAGUAAUGUUGGUUUAUGAACAUGCUAUCUUUUUUUUGGUUUUUUUUCCAGUGAGAGAAAUGCAUUCUGAUUUUUUUCCCCCAAAAUCUCCUCCCACCUCACUUUUAUGUUUUAAACCGUGAACUGUGCUGGGUUUAAAAAAUAUCAACAGCAAUCUGUGAAAACAUGUCUUUUAAAUAAUGAGUUCACCCAAAAACAUUGCAAAUUUUAUAUAUUUCUCACCUUCAUAGGCUCUCUAAGGUCCCAUCUAAGGUUUUCUAUUGACCAACAUUUAGGAGAGCAGAACGCCCGGAAAAUGAAAGCAUCAGUGCAAACUUACCACAACUGAGUCAGAACUAAAGGCGGCAAAGAACGGUUAUGAAAAUGUCUGGACAACUUUCCAAAAACUCCUCUGCAGCAACAUUCAAGUGUCUUGUACCCAUUUGUGUGCUCAUGGAAAUCCAAACACAACUAUUUUCCUCCAAACUUUUACUGAAAAAAAGGCUUUUUCUGGAUUAACCUUCCGUGAAGGAAUUUGUUGUGCAAUAGUUAAAAAAAAACAAAAAACUGUUGUGUGUGGAUUUCCAUGAGCCUAUUGCCGAACUGCAAUUUUCUGUCUUUUGCGUCUUUUAUAACCUUUUUGGUUUCAUUUGGCUUUCGUAUAAGUCUGUUUGAACUAAUUGCUUUUAAUGUUUGGCAUCUCUGUUUUGCUAAAUGCCAUUUGGCAGAAAACUUUUUCUGGGAUCAGAAGUACUUCAUACAGUUUAUAUAGUUUUUUGGGUGAACUUUCUCCAAGCCCAUCUUUGCUGCUGUAUUUUUGCUAAUUUAACCUUUUUUGUCUUUUAUCAUGUCAAGAAAAACUCAGGCUUUUAACUGAGGGGAAAUACUUGAAUUUUUUUAGUGUAUCUCUGCUGAAUGUAAUGUUUAUAAACGACACAUAUAUAUGUAUUUUUUUCUUCAUGGUUCUUUUCUCUAGUUGGUGAAUUAUUCCUGCUGUUCCUUUCAAAUGUUUUGUUUAGUUCUUGUAUUAGAGGAGCUGCUGUAUGUGACAUGACCUAAUUUAUUUUUCAGUGUCUAAAAAACAAAUUAGAAAAUGUUAAUGUUUCCAGACGCAGCUGUCUCCUUUUUCGAAGUUUACGAAAACAGUUUUUCCUCUAAGUUUAAUUAGGGGUUUGAAAACGUUGGUUUUGUCUUUUCAAUUUUAUUUACAAAUCUCAUUGACAGUUUCAGAACGCUGUUUAAUAAACGCCAUGAUAACGUUGUCAGUUAUGAAAAUUGUUCAUGAAUGACAACAUUGUCAUUAACAUGCAAAUCACAAUAAUGAUUAUAAAGGCAUCAAAAUGUACAGCGACUGCUCUUGUUUUGCUCUUUUGCUAUUUUUGAAAUGUUACAUACAAUAAAAGAUUUUUGUAAUAAAG
This is a messenger RNA of Anoplopoma fimbria (sablefish), 5757 nucleotides long. It is a transcript of the gene gtf3c2, whose product is annotated as general transcription factor IIIC, polypeptide 2, beta. Gene Ontology annotation, cellular component: transcription factor TFIIIC complex. Gene Ontology annotation, molecular function: protein binding. The coding region runs from base 402 to 3272 and encodes 956 amino acids. The transcript has 21 exons. Lineage: Eukaryota; Metazoa; Chordata; Actinopteri; Perciformes; Anoplopomatidae. The record is from RefSeq and is a predicted model, not a curated record. Gene Ontology annotation, biological process: transcription by RNA polymerase III.